AUGGCUGACGCGUCCUCGUCUGCACCGGACGUCACCAUCACCGUCAAGGGCCCCUCGGAGCUCAAACUGAGCAUCACAAUCGCGCCCUCCAAGACAGUCGCCGACCUCAAGGAGGCCAUUUCUGCCAAGAGCGAUGUUGAGAAGGACCGCCAGCGCUUGAUCUACUCUGGCAAGGUCCUCAAGGACCCAGACACGAUCGCGUCGUAUAAGAUCCAGAGCGGCCACACGAUCCACAUGGUCAAGGGCACGGCCAAGCCCGCCACCGAGAGCAGCACCGCCCAGACCGCCCGCCUCCCCACCAACAUGGGCACUGGACUGGCCGCUGGCAACGUCGUUGAUGGCGUCGAGAACUACCACCACGGUCUCGCGGGCUUCAACCCGUUCCAGGGCAUGGGUCUCGGUAACCUCAACGACCCCAAUGCCAUGACCGGCCUCAUGGACAACCCCGACUUCCUGCGCCAAAUGAGCGACCUGCUCUCGCGCCCAGAGGUCGUUGACCAGAUGAUCGCGUCCAACCCUCAGCUCGCCGCGAUGGGCCCGCAGGUCCGCCAGAUGAUGCAGAGCCCCAUGUUCCGGCAGAUGAUCAGCAAUCCUGAGACGCUGCGCGCGAUGAUGCAGAUGCAAGCGGCGAUGCAGGGCAGCGGUGGUGGUCCCGGCGCCGGUGGCAUGGGUGGCAUGGGUGGCAUGGGUGGCUUCCCCGGCAUGUUCGGAGGUGGCGGCGCUGGUGCUGCAGGUGGCACUGGUCCCGGCACACAGAACGCUCCCACCGACCCCUUCCCCAACCUCUUCGCCCCUCAGGGUGGUGCCAACCGCGCCGGCUCUCCUCCGGCUGGUGGGGCUGGUGCAGGUACGGGCCCCGGCGCUGGCACGGGUGCAGGCGCAGGCGCUGCAAACCCUUUCGCAGCUCUGUUUGGUGGUGGUGGUGCCGGCGGUGCAGGCGGUGGCUUCAAUCCCUUCGCGAUGGACCCCGCGAUGUUCGGCGGUAACCCGUUCGGCGCGCCGACCCCGCCCGCUGACACGCGGCCUCCCGAGGAGAUCUACGCGACGCAGCUCGGCCAGCUGAGCGCGAUGGGCCUGUGGGAUUCGGAAAAGAACAUCCGUGCCCUUCGCCGGACGGGUGGCAAUGUCGAGGCGGCCCUUGAGCUCAUCUUCUCGGGGCAGAUGGACAACGCCCCCUAA
Cutaneotrichosporon cavernicola is the source of this 1179-nucleotide messenger RNA. RefSeq lists its product as uncharacterized. Gene Ontology annotation, cellular component: cytosol. Lineage: Eukaryota; Fungi; Basidiomycota; Tremellomycetes; Trichosporonales; Trichosporonaceae. Bases 1 to 1179 code for a protein of 392 amino acids. Gene Ontology annotation, biological process: ubiquitin-dependent protein catabolic process. Gene Ontology annotation, molecular function: polyubiquitin modification-dependent protein binding. The record is from RefSeq and is a predicted model, not a curated record. The transcript is spliced from 7 exons.